UAAAACUAAAGCUCACAGACCAAAGAAACGAGCAAAGCAGCAGCAGUUGCAGUUGCAAAAACUUGCAAUCUGCAAAUUAAGCAAAAGUUUCAGAGUCAAAGGAAGAAAAUGCCGAUCUCAAGAAUUGCAAUUGGAACGCCUGGGGAGGCAAGCCAACCCGAUGCUCUCAAGGCAGCACUCGCCGAGUUUAUCUCAACUCUGAUCUUCGUCUUUGCUGGCGAGGGAUCGGGCAUGGCUUUCAAUAAGCUCACCAGCAACGGGUCUUCCACACCAGCAGGUCUGGUUUCAGCAUCACUGGCUCACGCCUUCGCCCUCUUCGUUGCGGUUUCUGUUGGGGCCAAUAUCUCUGGGGGCCACGUUAAUCCUGCUGUAACAUUUGGUGCCUUCAUAGGUGGAAACAUUACAUUGUUGAGGGGCAUUUUGUAUUGGAUCGCACAAUUGCUUGGGUCCAUUGUUGCCUGCUUGCUUCUUAAGUUCGCCACCGGUGGAUUGACAACAUCUGCAUUCUCCCUAUCAACUGACGUGAGCGUAUGGAAUGCGUUGGUGUUCGAGAUUGUGAUGACCUUCGGCCUGGUCUAUACCGUUUAUGCCACAGCUGUAGACCCAAAGAAAGGGAACAUAGGGAUCAUUGCACCCAUUGCAAUUGGUUUCAUUGUGGGUGCCAACAUCUUAGCAGGUGGAGCCUUUGAUGGUGCCUCGAUGAACCCUGCAGUCUCUUUUGGUCCUGCUGUUGUCAGCUGGACGUGGACGCACCACUGGGUCUACUGGGUUGGCCCGCUAAUCGGGGCUGCCAUUGCUGCCAUCGUCUAUGACACCCUCUUCAUUGGAGAAAACACACAUGAGCAACUACCAACAGAUUAUUAGCAACUCUGGCUAGGUGGAGCUUCCUGUUUCUCUUUGUUGAAUAAAUUAUAGUACAAAUGAAAAUGUCUUAGCGAUAGGUUGAACUGUAUCUUGCUUGUACUCCUCUUUUGGCUUUUACAUGAAACAAGUGUUGAAUGUUGAUGUUCUUUGAACGAUUGAGUGUUCCGGUCAGUCUAAAAUCUGUAAAUUUGAUUGCUUUUGUCGAAUCGAACAAAGUUUGUAUUGCUUAGGCUG
Messenger RNA from Nelumbo nucifera (sacred lotus), 1098 nucleotides. RefSeq names its product aquaporin TIP1-2. Lineage: Eukaryota; Viridiplantae; Streptophyta; Magnoliopsida; Proteales; Nelumbonaceae. Gene Ontology annotation, cellular component: membrane. Gene Ontology annotation, biological process: transmembrane transport; water transport. Gene Ontology annotation, molecular function: water channel activity. The record is from RefSeq and is a predicted model, not a curated record.